Ilex paraguariensis (yerba mate) is the source of this 1239-nucleotide messenger RNA. NCBI's taxonomy places the organism in Eukaryota, Viridiplantae, Streptophyta, Magnoliopsida, Aquifoliales, Aquifoliaceae. The record is from the annotation of a GenBank genome assembly.
AUUAUAUGCUUUCUUAGUGCAGUUGGAUAAUGUCCUAUCAUAUCUAGGGGAAAAAGCUUUGAAGGUAGACUCAGGAAAAUGGAAAAAUUCUUCAAAUUUUAACAACACAAUUGGGAGUUUGAGAAAUUUUGUGGAUUUACUUAUUUGUGACAUCAGACAGACCAUAGCUUGCGUUUUGAUUUAAUGGACAGUGCUUUGUAUGCUUAUCUGAUGGUUGUCUGUGUUUGUUGUGCCUGUGUUGAUAAACUUGGUCCUUUCUUCUUGCAUCAGCACCCACAAGUACCGAAAUUUGGCAACUGGGAAAGUGAAGAAAAUAUCCCUUAUACUGCCUAUUUUGAUAAUGCAAGGAAGGGCAGAAAAGGUGGUAACAUGAAUCCAAAUGAUCCUCAAGAUAAUGCUGAUAGGUUUUCUGAUCAUUCGCAUCAGGAGGCUGAACUAAAGGGCCAAAAGGGACCAGGGGCGAUAAGGUCAAAGCACAAGCGUCACACAAGCCGAGAAGAUGGUGAGCUAAGGGGAUUGAGUGGGUCUCCUUUGCAUCCUGACACUGUGCCUCAGAAUGCUGCAAUUGACUCAUCUCGUCAACAGUAUGGUGGUGCAAGAUCUGGAAGCAGUACGUCAGAAUCAGAGGCACCAAAGGGCCCAGAUGCAUUAAGACCAAAGGAUGAGCGCCGCCUAAGCCGGGACGAAGGUGAUCUGAGGAGGCCAACUGAUUCUCCAGUGCGUCAUGACACUGUAGGCCGAAGAGCUAAUGUUGACUCACCUCAUCAUUGUCAUGGUGGCACAACCGCUGGCGAUACCCCUAGGAGAGUCACACGGCAAGGUGGGGGGUCUGAUCGUAGCAUUGAACACUCACCAUUACACCCACAUCACCAGGGAAGGGUUGGAGGCAAAGGCAUUGGAGUUUCUUCUCCCUCGUGGGAGAGAAAGGGUUCAUCCGAUGGUAGUCAUGGCCUGGCUCCCUCUACUCCUGGAAGAUCCCGAUUGAGAUCCGUUACUCGCGGUGAUGAAACUCCUGAUCGCAGCCCUGCUGUUCCAAAAUUCGGUGAUUGGAAUGAGAGUGACCCUGCAUCAGCUGAAGGGUUCACUCACAUUUUUAAUAGAGUGCGAGAGGAGAGACAGGUUGGUGCAGGAACGAAGGUACCUAUCAUGCCAACUGAAACUUCUUAUUCCAACGGUCAGAAGCGUUAUGAAACUGACAAUUCAAAGGGCUGUUGUUGCUUCCCAUGGGGCAGAAAAUGA